CGCGGCAGCUCAAUCCAGACACUUAUCCAUGUAUGAACUGUUGGGUCACAGAGAAGUGCAGCACGAGCUUUGAGACUUUGGAAGCUGCAGUGACGGACGGGGGGUGUACUUAUAUUCGUGUGCUCUUUUAACUCGUGUCGUGCUUUUUCUUCUUCGUUUUCCACAGUCCAGUCACCGGGGAAAGUUAGUACCAACGCCCACCCCAAGGAGUUCGGUGUUCGCUGUCCAUUUCAAAUUUAUUGUUCAAAUCCCCCCCCCCGAAAGGAAAAUAAUUCAGAAUCACAAAGACCAACAAUGUCCAGCAAUCCUGAGCCCGAUACUGUAUCGCUUGAUACCUCGUUCGAAGCGACUAUUCAGAUACAAGGACGAACAUACCAACAAUGGGCUGUUGAGCACGGGACAUCCUACGGACCCGUUGAUGAGUAUGAGCGCGAGAGACAGGAAACACAGCAUGAAAUUUUCAAGUUAGUUUUCGAUCGAAAGUUAAUAUUCCCUCCAGUACACAAUCCUAGAAAAAUACUGGAUUGCGGGUAUGGAUCCGGCAGUUGGGCGACAGAUGUCGCCAUGAAGUAUCCCCAUUGUGAUGUCAUUGGAGUUGACAUAUCUCACCACAUGAUGCCUGAUGACCCGCCACCAAAUCUCAUUCUUCAGGUCGACGAUCUUAACGAACCAUUUACUUUUCACUCAAAUGAGUUUGACUUUAUACAUUCUCGAAAUGUGGUCACUGGUAUCAACAAGGCAAGAUGGCCAUCCUACGUGAGAGAUUGCGCUCGGGUACUGAAACCAGGGGGAUGGCUACAAAUGAUAGAAAUUUAUCACAACGUGCAGUCAGAUAACGGAACUAUGACGGAUAGGCACGCACUUCGAGAACUGAGCACAAAAUUCCUAUCGGCAUCAGAGAACUCAAAGGAUCUUCGUGCACCAUUGGCGCUAGAGUCCUUCAUGCGGGAUGUUGGGAUGGUGGAUGUGGCAGGCAGAAUGAUCCCGCUGCCGUUAAAUGGGUGGUCGAUGAACCCCAAGGAGCGUGAAAUCGGCGAAAGGUUCAACUAUUCGUACAAAGCAGCCAUGAGUGGUCAUAUGCGCAUUCCUCUCACCGAGAGACUCCAUUUGACCCACAGCCAGUUCAACGACCUGAUACAAAGAGCCACAGAAGAACUGGACAACCUCGGUUUGAAGCCAUACGUUGGAUUAUAUAUUUGCAUCGGGGUAUCCUCCACGGUCAGAACAACCGAGGCCUCCUACAAUAGCACAAACCACCUCACACGCAAAACAAAACCCCAGGAAAUCACUUGAUUACGGAAAACGAACACCGUAUCAUAGGGAGCGAUCAUAUUGGUUCGGCCGGGGGGAAAGAAUGAAAAGGAAAAAAAGACAAAAGAAAAAAAAAAGUUCGGGAGUCAACAGGACGUCCUGGAUGUUCCUAUGGGGAUCGUACAAGGUAUAGCUGGUCUAUUAACAUUUUUUACUAUUUUGUACGGCGCUUAGAUAAGAAUGUUAAACAAAGAGUUUUGGCCUCGG
Tuber melanosporum (Perigord truffle) is the source of this 1518-nucleotide messenger RNA. RefSeq lists its product as uncharacterized. The transcript is spliced from 11 exons. The record is from RefSeq and is a predicted model, not a curated record. The coding region runs from base 295 to 1293 and encodes 332 amino acids. Lineage: Eukaryota; Fungi; Ascomycota; Pezizomycetes; Pezizales; Tuberaceae. Gene Ontology annotation, molecular function: methyltransferase activity.